Messenger RNA from Sabethes cyaneus, 10312 nucleotides. RefSeq lists its product as uncharacterized. Gene Ontology annotation, molecular function: protein binding; DNA binding. The coding region runs from base 1121 to 10297 and encodes 3058 amino acids. The transcript is spliced from 29 exons. The record is from RefSeq and is a predicted model, not a curated record. Lineage: Eukaryota; Metazoa; Arthropoda; Insecta; Diptera; Culicidae.
ACCGCCCCGCCGCAACUGCACCACUUUGUCAGGCCAACCAGCCAGCAGCCUCGUCGGCUUCGUCGUCGUCGUUGUCGUCGUCGUCGUCGUCGUCAUCCAUGCCUUGUUGCCCUGCCGUACCGUGGCCUGCUGCUUGCUCUGCUCUGCUCUGCUGUGUGUUGAAUUCACAUUCAUUUCGUGCGAUGUGAAAAAUAAAAAUGGCUGUAAAUAUCUUGAUAUCCGAGCGAUAUAGGUGAAAAAUAACAGUUUCAUAGUGUUUUUCGGGAAAUUUUACCCCAAAACUUGGUGUCGUAGGUACAGAUUAGUGCCACGGAUAGCUGAGUGGUGGAGUUUGAAGGAUUUGAGCAGGUGGAAGAGUGUUUUUGUGAAAUUUGAAACUACUCAUUUUUGUACAGUUCUGGAAUAGUUUUUUUUUCUGGUGCAAAUCAGUGGUCGUUUCGAAUGGCAGAAGAAUCUUUGUGAUGCUGACGUCGGUUUUUUCUGAUUGGCAGUGGAAGUUAAGCAUCAUCGCUCGACGAAGGAAAAAUCUCUUGUGCUAUAAUCAUUAAUCAGAAGGCGAAAAAAUAGAAAUUAGUGCUAGUGCGAACAUCUGCGUUCGGCUGUAAAUAUAUGAUGAGCGAGAAGAAAAAUAUCAAAUAAGUCCAUUAUCUCGCUCGAUACCUGUACAGAGUGCUAAAGAAUAAUUCAAAUAAUCGAUAUCGUUAAUCGAGAGUGCUACGAGAGUGAAAAGAAGAGGAAGAAUCGAAUUUGUUGCUGGUCUUGGAGCGAAGCUCUGCAAUCAGUCGCGGUGUCCUAUCAGUGUGAGCGUGCAACCAAGACCCCGGCCCUGGAAUACGAAAGGGGCAGAAUCCGAUGAAUUGUAUUGAGGAAAAAAAGAAGAAAAAGGAAAAAAUAACCCAAGUGAUGUAAGGAAGCGGCAGACAGAAGAAAUCACGUGCAAAAGUUGAACACAGCUUCGUACCGGAAAACGACCGUAAGAGCAAUAAGGAAACCGAAACAGAAUCGCGCAAAAUCUGGUUUUCUCUCACCGAGAAACCGUCCGUCGUCGUCGUUGUCGUCGUUGCAGUAGCGCUUGAAGCGCGCAUCGAACGGAACACGCACACCUGUCAAGAUAGGGAAGAUGGACAAAGAUGGUGACAAGAAGGGUGGUGACAAAAAAGGUGGGCAAUCCGGAGCCGGCUUGGGAGGCGCAGCCGGUGUUCCGGAUCCUGCCUCAAUACUUGACGCAGCUUCGCUGUUCGCAUACUGGGGACGUGACCCCUCGGCGAUGGCUGCAGCAGCAGCCUCGAAUCAACUGUUCGGUUCCCAGUUCGGAAUGCCCGGCGGUCUCGGUGGACUAAUGCCGAACGCAGCGGCCAGCUCUGCCGGCGGUUCCGACCGCUAUUCGAUGUCCCACUCGCACCCGAACACAAUGGCUGUGGCCGCAUCGCAGGCGGCUUCCCUGGCCGGUUUGCAUUCCAGCUGGUGGUCCAUGGCGCAGCUAGCGGCACAGGACUACUUUGCGCGGCUGCAGGCAACCGGCAUGUCGCAGCUACAGUUUCCACACGGUGCCGAUUUGGCCGGUGCAUUUCCCGGCGGGCUAGGCCUCGGCGCACUCGGUGCGGCCGGUGCCGGUGGCGCAGGUGGAGCCGGCAGCACCGGUGGCGCCGGCAGUGGAGGAAGCAAUGGAAAAGGCUCCGGCGGUGGUAAAGGCAAGAAACGGGACCGAAGUAGCAACAGUAACAGUAGCAAUGCCAGUAGCAGCGGAGGAGGCGGAGGAGCAAAUUCGUCAUCAUACAAGAACUCACCCUCUCCGUCCGUAUCGCAGGCGGCAGCGGCUGCAGCCUAUAAGCAGUCUCUGUACAGCCAAGCCACCCUGCACAAAGAACUGAUGGCCAUCACGGCGGCGGCAGCUGCAGCACAAAGCCAGCAGCAAGCUUCGGCCGGUGGAAUCGGUGGCGGUGGUGGCGGAAGUGGUGCUGGCUCCGGCAUCGGUGGCGCUAGCAAUCAGUCUGGUUCGUCAAAAUCCAAAUCCUCCUCGUCAUCCCACGGUGGUGGCAGCGGCAUCGGUGGAAGCAAUCGGGGUGGUGGUGGUGGCGGCAACAGCAGUGCCGGAAAUGACGUACUAUCGCUCACACGAGGAUCCUCAUCGUCGCCAUCGGUCAAUUCGUCGUCCAAAUCGCAGCAGCCAUCGCCGAGCGUCACCAUCAGUGCCAGCAAUCUGUCCAAUUCGUCGCCCGGGAACCACCUGCAGAACCUAUCGCGGUCUGGCAAGGAUUCCGGAAAAGGCGGCGGCGGAGGUAGCAGUUCAGUAUCGGACUUAGGUCUGAGUGCAUCCAUGAACGCCCUCAGUACACUUUCGCAGUUUGGCAAUUUGGACCUGUCCACACAGCAGAAUGUUACGGCAACGAUGAAUGCGUUGGCUGCCAGCUCUGCCAAAGCGAAAGACUAUAUGUCAUCCGGAAUACUCAACGAUCCGUCUUCGUUGCUCGGGGUGCGCCUACCGCCGGACACCGAGAUCAUUAAAUAUACCAGUUCAAUCGCGAGCCCGAAAGUGCCGGGAUCGACCGGGCGUGGACGUAAGAAACCCGUAUCGUUAGAUGAAAGUUCAAUUUUUGCUCAAUUACAUGGUUUAAGUGCAGCCAAACGAGCGAGACUGGAAUCGAACGAUUUCGGACUGCAGGGUACGGUUGGUGGUUCCGGUCAGGGUGGCGGAAAUGGCACCAGUGGUGCCGGUAAUUUGUCCGCUCAUGGUGCGGGGGGUUCGAGCGGUAGUUCGACGAGCACCAGUGUCAACAACGAUCGGAUCGAAGUUAUCAAAUUGCCUCCUACAAUCACGUCCAACGGAGUGUAUAACGCCGGAAAAGGAAAAGACUCCUUAUCAGAUCCGGUGAAUGAGUGGGCCGGUUUGAAUCUCAGUGCAAAAUCUUCCCCAUCGAUUGCAUCCUCACUAGCGGCGGCGGCUGCUGCUGCAGCAGCGGCAGUCAACGAGCCACAGGAUGAUGCACCACUAAAUCUGUCAAUGAAACCAUCAAAAUCGUCCGACAGUCGAGAAUCAUCCGUGCCUCCUUCCGGCUCUACGACCCCCAGUGCCAAUAGCCUACAGAGUCUCAGUACAAUCACGGCAGCUCUGGGAACUUCUGGUGGAAGCUGCAAUUCGGAUACGCCACGAUCUCGUCGAAAAUCCAACAACAAAAACCGCUCGGCUGCAGCAGCCUUUGCGUCCUCGCUGGCCACUGGCAACGCUUUGGGUGGCAGUGCUUCAUCCGGCGACACUAGUAACGCACUAAACAGUAGCAUCAGUUCACUGCUGUUGGCUGCAAGCGGCGGUGGCAGCAGUGGCGCUGGUAGCGGUACCUCCGCUGCGACUGGUAGUGGCAACGGGAACCAAACGGCUGGUGGAAGCGCUGCCACCGGAGCCGGUGCUGCCGGCGGAGGGGGAGCCAGCGGUGUGAACAAUCAUUUGGCAGCCCAGCUUGGGCUGAACAGCUCGCUGUCCGAGCUGCUGAAGAUCUCCAAUUACGAGGAGUACGAUUAUGCGGCGCUCACUGGAUCUCAGUUCAAGGAAGGCCGUCCACGCAAUCUCGGCCGGGGAGUAUCGAAGCCGAAAAAGAAUACGGUAGCGUCGCUGCUGGCACAAAGUCGGGCCGUUGGUUCGAAGCCAUUGACCGCGCAGCAGCUGCUUACCCAAGAGGCCGAAAUAGAAAAACUUCGCCAAGCAAUGAUCGAAGCUAGUCAAUCGAUGGAUAGUACAUCUAACACAAACACGGAUAGCGAAAGUGUAGCCGAGAGUGGAAUGUCCGAAUCGGAAGGGGAAGAGCAGAUAAACUUGAAGGAGCUGCGGGUUCCACUGGAAAAGGGUUGGCGGCGGGAGACGGUUAUCAGGGGACUCACCAAGAAUGGUCAGAUAAAGGGCGAAGUAUUCUACUAUCCACCCCAGAGUUUGAACAAAAUGAAAGGCAUGAAUCAGGUGCAAUUGUAUCUGGAUCAGUUUAAACCGAAAGAUCUAAACCGGGACCACUUCAGUUUCUCGGCGAAAGCAAUCGUUGGAACGUUCCUGCAACCGGCACCACCACCGUAUGCUACUGAUGGUGAGUAUAUCAAGAUGACCGACGUAGAGGUCGCCCGAAGAUUGGAGGAGCUGAAAAUGUUCACGCGUCAUACCGCGUUGGGGGUGGAACAGCGAAUCGAAAUCGCCAAGCAACAGCAAGCUUUGAGGGAUGCUAAGAAAAUGGCCAAGGACGAAAUCAACAAGAACAAGGAGAAGGCUCGACAGGCAAAAGAGGCUGAACGCAGCGAGCGAUUGGAGCAGCAGCGAAAGGAGCGGGAGCUCAAAAAUCAGCAAGCUUUAGAGGCCAAGAAAAAGAGGGAGGAAGAACUGGCUCGACAGAAGGCAGAGGAGGCCGCUCGAAAGCAGCAGGAGAAAGAACAGAAACGGCAGCAGGCACUAUUACAGAAAGAACAGGAACUCGCCAAACAGAAAGAGCUGAUGUACGCCGUUGAAAUGGAAAGGGAACGACGGCGACAGCAUAUGGCCCUGAUCAAGCAGCUAGAACUUCGACGGAAAUUCGAAGAGAAGGAGAAAAAGAAGCAUCAGGUUAUCCUGGACAAACUAAUCCAACGUGAGAAGAAGUUAGCCAUGCGAAAACGAGAUACCAGCAUUCUUCAGGAACUAAGAAAACCCCAGGAAGAUUCGGAAAUCGUCGACCAAACCGAUCUGCCCGGUCUGCCCCGAAUACCGGGACUAAAGCUCACCGGUACCGGUUUUGCCGAUCUGCUGAUGGUGUUCGAGUUCCUGCACAACUUUGGUGAAACCCUCGGUUUCGGUGAGUCCACGGAUAUGGAAUCACUGCCUACGCUACAGUCACUGCAUUCGGCGCUGACCUGCGACAACGCGCUCGAAGCCGAAGAGGAACUGCUGUCGGUGAUGACGCACCUGCUGGUGUGUGCUAUCGAGGAUCCCGGUAUACCGAAUCCGGGACGGCACACCACACUGCUGGGGCAAACGCUUCGGCAGGCUGACAUCACUCACUCGAAUGUUUCGGAAAUCCUACGGAUAUAUCUGUAUGCGGUCGCGAUUGGGGAGGUGAAACAGCAGAGUGGCAUCAAUUUGGAGCGGGAACGUGAGCGUCAUCAUUUGCCCACGGAAGAGGAUAUCAAGACUGCCAGUGAUAAAAAUAGACAAUUCUACGAACUACUGUCGGAGAACAUGCGUUACAAGCUGUCAGAGCUGCUCAAGGAUAAGCCAUUUGUAUCUAUCAAUCCCACAACUAAGGCGCAAAUUUUGGCAAUGCUGUGCAAUGAUUUGCUGUUAAAUAAGGCGGUUUGUAAACAAAUCGAGGGUAGCCUGGAGGCACAAGCUCAACUGAAAAAGGAGCGGUACUUGUUGGAUAAUAAAAUCAGAAAAUACAAAAUGUUGGUCGCGCGAAAACAACGGUUGGAACAAUACGAAAAAGCCCAGGCAGCUGCCCUGGAGAAAUCGUUGUCCAUGAAGGCGGCUGAGGAUGCCAAACGGGCAGAGGAAGCAGCCGCUGCUGCUGCCGCCGCCGCGGCUGCUGAUGAAAGUGGUAACACAACCGGUUCAGUUGAACACCAACCAGGGGAGGAGAAGACUGACGGCGGUGAAGUAACCGAGGUAAACGAUGAUGCUGCAGAUCCCCCCUUGGUGGCAGCUGGUGAAGGAGAAAAUCCAGCACCUCUUCCGGUGCCAGAAUCGGAGCACAAUCACAAGGAGGAAACAGUGAUACACCCAAGUCAGGAACCGACUCCUUUGAAUAACGGAACUAGCACUCCGAUGGAGGAAAGCCCUAUUAAGGUUCCACCACUUCCACAGAUGCACGAUGAUUCGCUGGCAAAACCGAAAGAGAUGAAUUUCAACGAAAUGGGUGACAUGUCUGGCCUAAAUGUGUCGCAGCAAACAACUGCUGCAAGCGAGCUCGAUAAUCCUUUCUCCAAGUCAAUGAUUCACGAUGCUCCGAGCGAGCGAAACGAUGAAGACAACAGUGAUCUAGAGAGCGAGGGAACUCAACUGGAAGAGGACGAAGACGCACAGCUGACGGCAGAGGAGGCACAGAGAAAAUAUGACAAAAUUUUGGAAGAAUCGUUCCAAAACAAGCAACAGCUGGAGUACGCACUGAAUCAGUUGCGUGUGAAGUGUUUCGGUCAGGAUCGCUAUUGGCGCCGGUAUUGGAAUCUGUCCAAGUGUGGCGGUAUUUAUGUAGAAGCUAUGGAAUCCACCCAGUCGGAUGUGAGCAAGUAUGAAAAUGCUCUCGAUGAGGUGUAUGCUAGUCAGUUGGCACAAGAGGCAGCGACUGCCGCAGCGGACACAGAAGCGCGACAGGUUAACGAAACGGUUGACGAGGAGAUACCUCCGGAGGAUGAUUUACCACGUUUUAUUCCCACGAUAGCUGAUAUCGUUAAACGUGAUCGAGAUAAAAAUAAGGAAAACAAAGAUUCCAACGAGUUUCCACUUCACGUUGGGCUGGAGGAACGCAAGCGAAAGCGUUCGGGUAGAAGCAAAAAGAAGCACGAUUUCUACAAUCAAGAAAACGCAAAUGACAGUGAAUCUCAGGAUGUUCAGGAAGAGGAUAAUUCCAGAACUAGCUUCAGCAAUUGCGAAGAAAGCCGAACGGAUUCGCACUCCGAAGCUGAUCAUCUGGCAGUAAUGCCGUCAGCGGCAGCCGCACCGUUUGAAGAUCAACAGGCAGCGAAGGUGAUGCCAUCGGUGCCCGUGACUGUGCCACCACCACCACCGCCACCGAUGGUGCACCAGGAACCGCCCGUUCCGGCACCGAUUCCGCUGGGAGUAAAGAAAAAACGCGAGGAUGACCAUCUGAUGGAUAUAGAGGACUCUAUCCCCACUGCGAUUCUAGUACAAAAGGGCAACAACCACGACGAAACCAAAAUUGUCGAGGUGAACAACCAGAUCGGAGGAGUGAACGUUAAUCGUCAGCAGCAGGAUGAUGGGGAUGUUCAGCUGGUUCAAGAGGAAACGCCUACCAUUACCAUUCCGGACGACGAUACGGAAAGUGGUGACGCCAAUCGACAUAAUCCCGGCGAUAUGCAGCGGCAGGAUUGCACCGAUCUGAAUCCCAACGGCACCGGCGGUCUCGUUGGUGGAAGCAACUGUGAUAUUAAGCCAAAACUGGAGAAUGGUGAAAUCGGCUCCGGCUGCGAAUCGGGAGAGGAUGGCCACGGUAGUAAAGCUCUCUAUGGUAACGAUGUGGAGAUGAUGGAACUAAAGGAGGAGAAGGUGAAAGCGGAAUUCCAGCACAGUAUGAAUCAGUAUCUGAUGGAACGUUGGUUUUCCAUUGUCGAUAAGGAUCUACCUUUGAGCAGUACCGAGUGUCCACUUCCUUCGCUCAAAGGAACCACACCGGCUGCGAUGGCUCGGCAGAUCUAUACGAAUAUUACCUGUAAAGAGAUAUGCCAGAUACAGGGCAAUCGCUGGGAUAUUGGUAACAAUAUUCAAUUUUUCAGUGUUCCACUGGAGAAAGGAGUGGAUAUUCACUUUAAAAAUGAAUCCAUUUUGUCUUCGUCUGGAUUAGACGAAGAAGAAAUGAACGACGUUAUUGCGAAGAAACUAAAAAAAGAAUCGGAGCAAUUGACGGAUAUUAAGCCGGUAACUAAACGGGAAUCCGUUGAUGAUAAUCAGUUGGAUGUAAAACACGAUAUUAAACAGGAAGGCGAAUCGGAAGAGUUUGGAUCGUUUUCACUUCCGGCCUAUAUGACGCUUACUUUGAGUAAUUUGACUGCCUACGUACAGUGUGAUCAGUUUCAGCCAUUACAAAUGACACCUGAAGAACGAAAACAGUUGGAAGAAAUCAAGAUUCGUGGAAGCUUGCAGAAGCCGGAAAUCAAACCGAUCGAAAAACAGCUUCGCCACGGUUGGUGGAAGAUCAACGAAAUUGAAGAAUUAAAUGAUUUCAUAAAAUCACUAAACCCGCGAGGAGUUAGAGAGCGAAGUUUGCGCCAGAACCUGCUGGAGUCAUUGUCUGAUAGUGUUAAUCUUACUACGCCGUAUCAUGUAGCUCAUCCGCGGACGGCUCCGCCGCAAACUGGUUGGAUCGAGUCCGAACCGUGGAAUGCGUGGAAUCCGGCGAUUGCUCGACGGGUGGAGAUUGCACUGCUGGACCAGAUCGAAGCGAUGGAAGACAAGGUUGCAUCUGCUUCAAUGCAGAUCAAGGGUUGGCAAAUCCCGCAGCGAGAAGGGGACAGCGAUAACGAAGUCGCCGAGGAGGUUACCAUCGAUAUGCUGCGGGAGCGUAUUGCCGGACUGGAGGCAGCCAUCGAGAGGCGUUACCUUAAACCGCCGCUGGGAAUCAAUACGACGGAAGCCCAGAUGGCUGUGAUUGCACAGCAGGAAUCGCAUAAUCACAGCGCUGCGAUGGCCAACACGUCCAACUGCUCGAACAGCUCCGAGGACGAAAACAUUCCGAAAGGGCUUGUGUCAUGGCGCGACGCGGUCGAACGAUCGGUCACUACCGCCCAACUAUCGAUGGCACUGUACGUGCUCGAGUCGUGCGUCGCGUGGGACAAAAGCAUCAUGAAGGCGAAUUGCCAGUUCUGCCAGUCGGGUGAGCAGGAGGAUAAGUUGUUGUUGUGUGACGGAUGCGAUCGGGGUUAUCAUACCUACUGCUUUAAGCCGCGAAUGGACAAGAUUCCUGAUGGUGAUUGGUAUUGUUUCGAGUGUAAGAAUAAAGCUACCGGUGAUCGAAAAUGUAUAGUCUGUGGAGGCCAGCGGCCUCCACCCUUAGGUAAGAUGGUGUACUGUGAAUUAUGCCCCCGAGCGUAUCAUCAGGACUGCUAUAUUCCACCUAUGUUAAAGUAUCCUAGAGGCAAAUGGUAUUGCCAAAAUUGCAUCUCGAAAGCUCCGCCCAAGAAGAAGCCGCAGCGCAAACCCAAAGAGAAGCAAAACCACAACUCCUCGUCGACCCAGCUUAACCAGUCCAAUCUUAGCAAUCAGUCGGCCAACCAGUCGUUGAAUUCAUCGCACGAAGAGAUCCCACCGUCGACGACACCAACGCACAUGCCGGGCACGCCGGUUUCCAAUCCGAACUCGAACGUAAACAUCACCCCUCUAAGUCCAGCACAUUCAGUAGCAUCCACGACCCAUGAAGAGCUGUCGUCGACUACUGCCGUCGCCCAGUGUUCCACACCGAUGCCAACGCAGUCAGAGUUCAACCAUCAAGCUGCUCCUCUUCCCUCGCACCAUCAGCAGGCAAUUGCCUAUCCGCAGCAGCAGCAGCCGUACUCCAACCUCGAAGGAACUCCGGCGUCUAGUGUACUCAACAGCUUUCAACUGCCGCCACCGCCGUUGACCAACAACUAUGAUCCACAACAGCAGCAACAACAACAACAGCAGCAACAGCAACAACAGCAGCAGCAUCAACAUCAACAACAUUAUCAGCAUUACUACCAAUCUCAGCCACAGCAACAUCAGUAUUACCCACAGCAGCAGCAUCUGCCUCAAAUGGUCGAUUAUAACAUGUACGCCCAGCAUCCGAUGCAAUCUCAGCAGCAUAUGCUGCCGGAAUCUCACCUGUAUCAACCAGCCGGAAGCAGCAAUGUUGCUUCGGUUGCGCCCGGAAUGAUACCGUACGCAAACAGUCAGCCGCCCGUUGACAACAGCAGCGGUAUGGAUAGCAGCAGCCUAAACGUUUCGAUGGGAAGCAACGACGGUGGUUCUUCGCAGUACGAAGGCCACCACACGCCACAGCAGCAACCCUGCCAGGACAAUAGCGGUAGCAGCAGCAUAACGACACCCGGUUCCGCUUCCGCUGGGUACUAUUCUCCGUCGAGUGCGAAUGCAUGCGCCUCCGGUUCGGGAUACGAUUCGGAAAAGCACUGCGAGUCCUCCGAAGAGCAGCUACCGUCCGCUUCGGCAACCGGUGGCAGUAGCGGUUCGCACAAAUCCGACAAAAAGGAUCGCAAGGAACGCGAUGAAGCCCGCGAGCAGGCCAAGAAGGAGAAAAAGGCCACCAAGAAGCUGAUGAAGGAGCUGGCCCCGUGCAAGACGGUACUGGAGGAAAUGGAGGUGCACGAAGAUUCCUGGCCAUUUCUGCUGCCCGUAAACACCAAACAGUUCCCGACCUAUCGGAAGAUCAUCAAAUACCCGAUGGAUUUGUCGACCAUCAAGAAACGCCUACAGGACAUGGUUUACAAAUCCCGUGAUGAUUUCAUCGCCGACGUGCGGCAAAUAUUCGACAAUUGCGAGGUCUUCAACGAGGAUGACUCGCCGGUUGGUACGGCCGGGCACGGAAUGCGUAAGUAUUUCGAGCAACGUUGGGCCGAACUGACCGAAAAGCACGCGUCAUGAUAUCACGCCGGCAGC